Molecule: messenger RNA, 2032 nt
Organism: Triticum urartu
Lineage: Eukaryota; Viridiplantae; Streptophyta; Magnoliopsida; Poales; Poaceae
Source: RefSeq, a predicted model, not a curated record
AAGGGAAAUAAAGCGAUGGCCUUAUCCAGGAAAUGCGGUUUUCCAGCCCGUGCGAUGAGUCCAAAGCUAACAAGCACACGAGCAGCAAGAGCCAACGGGCCGGGGCCCCCCGCGUCGCUCUCGCAGAUCACGAACAAAAGAGCUCCUGAACGAAGCCCGCCGCCGCACGAUGGCACAUGGAGCAGCAGCAUCAGGCGGCGCCGCCUCCGCCGCCGCGCGGGCGAGCAGAGGCGCGCCGGGGACGUGGAGGCGGGUGCGGAGGGCGGCGCGGGAGGCGGCUGCGCACGCGCUGCUGCUCUGCUUCACCACCCUCCUCGCCUUCAAGCUCGACGGCGUUCUCCUCUCCCGCUCCUGGUGGUGUGUCUGUUAGCUUUGCUCCAAAUUCAUUCUUUCAUUCUGAAGUUGAAAUGUCCGGCAGCAAGUAAAUUAGACUAUUCAACUUUACAGCGGAUUCCAUGCCAUUCCAUUGUUGCCACACCCUUGCUAGUUGCUUUUGAACUUCUUCUCUGUAUCUACCUUGAAGGCCAGGGUGAACCUUUUCUAGAUUUAAAGCUUGUUUUCCUUCCACUCCUGGCCUUGGAAAUUAUUAUGUUAGUUGACAAUUUCAGGAUGUUUGGUGCUCUAAUGCCUGGACAUGGGGAAACAAUCACUGAUGAAGAGAUAUGGGAUAGGCUUCCUCACUUCUGGGUUGCAAUUUCCAUGGUGUUUCUACUAGCAGCUACUUCACUCAUGCUUCUCAAGCUAUGCGGUGAUGCAGUUACUCUGGGGUGGUGGGAUUUAUUCAUUAACUUUGGGAUUUCCCAGUGCUUUGCUUUUCUUGUCUGCAUAAGGUGGUCCAAUCCAAUGGAUAUUGGUGGCCCUGUACUGAUAAUUCCUAUCGUAAUUUCUCAAGUUCUCCUAUGUAUGCGCUUAGAGGGUACUCCAUCUUAUGCACGGUUUAUUCCGGUUCGAGCUAUUUUCUCACCUAUAUUUUUGCUCCAAGUGGUUGCUGUACUGUUUGCCGUUUGGAGAUUCUUUGAAAGGCUUGUUAUUAAAUUGCAAGAUGGAGUUGUUAGUGAAGGAUAUAUUUCUGUCUCAUCAAAGAUUGAUGAGUUGUUUAUGAUGGUACAAUAUGGUUCAAGGCUCAUUACGUGGUCUAUUGACGAAGAUAGCAAAGAGGAACAAGCACAUUUAUGCUAUACAAAUAACAUUGGGUAUAGUACAUUUUGCAGUUAUCCCCCCGAGAUGGUAAAAGAGAUGCCGAAAAAAGUUCUUGUCAAAGAGAUACAGAGACUUCAGUUAGCAUUGGGAGAGCAAAGCAAAAUGGCAAUGCUUAGCCAACAGCAGUGUGAGAGGCUGAAGAAUGAACGAAUCUUAUGUCGAAUUUGCUUUGAGAGGUACAUCUGCAUUGUUCUGCUUCCAUGCCGCCAUCAUGUUCUAUGCGAACCUUGCUCUGACAAGUGCCAAUCAUGCCCGAUUUGUCGAGUGCCUAUUGAGACCAAGUUAUCUGUUAAUGAUGCAGUGAAUUCAGACGAUCCAUUAAGUGACAUUGUCUAGAAGCUGACAUGUUGGCCAUAGCAUUAGAACUUCAACUUCUGGUGUCAGCAGCAACACACUGAUUGCCGGUAUAGGAAGAUAAACUAUUCUGGCUUUGAAGUUGAAAGGAAAGCUAGAAUAAGUUGCGGCUCAGAACAGAGGACAUGAAAAUCAAGAGCCGUACCGCGUGCGCAAUCCCUCUUCUCGAGUGACAGUAUUACAGAAAGAAAGUGCGAGCGGUUGAUUCUCUCUCACCCAUAUAUGGCGGCAGCACGAAUAGCCACUUGAACCACUGAAUUUCCUGGCAAAGGCUGCCAGACGUGUUGCACCUGGACAGUUUCUGAGGAAGGGUGGUUCUUAUAUAACUUCUUAACAGCUGAUAGGGGGGUCACUUCAGGUUGUUUGAACUGUUGUUUUCAGGGUCCAAACUAUAACUUUCACUUCAUCAGUUCAGACGAGUUUAUCCGCUGUUUGCAGCAAAGCCGCACCGCUCUUUCCAGUGUAGCUAGUUGUUACC